AUGUUACUCGCUUCGUCCCUAAUAUUUGCAUACUACACGGUGUGGACGUUUGCGGUUCCGUUCCUGGACGACUCGAACCCACUGCAGCAGUUGUUUCCCGCUAGAGAGUGGAUCAUCAAGAUUCCCGUAAUUUUACUGAUCACAGGUGUGUCACUAGUAGCGUCUUUUAUUGGGUUUGUUCUGAUAAAGAGUUCGAAAAAGAAGAAAAACUAG
Kuraishia capsulata CBS 1993 is the source of this 213-nucleotide messenger RNA. RefSeq lists its product as uncharacterized. Gene Ontology annotation, biological process: GPI anchor biosynthetic process. NCBI's taxonomy places the organism in Eukaryota, Fungi, Ascomycota, Pichiomycetes, Pichiales, Pichiaceae. Bases 1 to 213 code for a protein of 70 amino acids. The record is from RefSeq and is a predicted model, not a curated record. Gene Ontology annotation, cellular component: endoplasmic reticulum membrane; dolichol-phosphate-mannose synthase complex. The transcript has a single exon. Gene Ontology annotation, molecular function: enzyme regulator activity.